AUGGGCUUGGUUACAGAGGAAGUGAGAGCUAAGGCAGAGAUGUACACCGGAGAUGAGAUAUGCCAAGAGAAGACGAAGUGUUUCCUCAAGGAGAUAUCUAUGCCUAAUGGCUUAUUACCACUGAAGGACAUCGAAGAGGUUGGGUAUGACAGAGAGUCAGGCGUUGUAUGGCUGAAGCAGAAACAGAGCAUCACCCACAAGUUCCAAGAGAUCGACAAGCUUGUCUCCUAUGGAACCGAGGUCACUGCCGUGGUUGAGACCGGCAAGAUCAAGAAGCUCACUGGAGUCAAGGCCAAGGAGCUUCUUAUUUGGGUCACUAUCAAUGAGAUCUACACAGAGGACACAGGGAAGAUCACAUUCAAGACACCUACCACACUGUCCAGGACUUUCCCGGUCUCAGCUUUUGUAGUCCCUGAAGAUGUGGAACCUGCCAAGGAGAAGACCAGUGAAGCCACCGAGGUCAAGGAAGCUGUUGCAGUCAAGGAGGCCUAA
Molecule: messenger RNA, 492 nt
Organism: Thlaspi arvense
Lineage: Eukaryota; Viridiplantae; Streptophyta; Magnoliopsida; Brassicales; Brassicaceae
Source: the annotation of a GenBank genome assembly